AUGACGCUUUUGCCGUCUGAACCUAAAACUCUGGAGUCCGCCCCCAUCUCCGCGACGCCCAGCGCCAGCACGGGCUCUGAGGAUCCAGAGACCAGGAUGCUAGAAAAGAGGUCAAAGGUCAUCGAGGAGCUGCUGCAGACAGAGAGGGACUACAUCAAAGACCUUCAAAUGUGUGUCGAGGAGAUCAUUGAGCCUCUGCAGCAGAAGCAGGUGAAGAAUGUGGAUUACGAGGGGCUCUUUGGCAACAUCAGCUCAGUGAUUGACCUGUCACAGCGGCUGUUGAAUUCACUGCACGAGACUGACUCCAUAGGUAAGGUAUUCCUGGACUUCAAGGUAGAAUUGGAGGAGGUUUACAAGCUCUACUGCCAAAAUCACGAUGAUGCCAUCUCUUUGCUGGAGACCUACGAGAAAGAUGACAGCAUCCAACACCACGUGUUGGAGUGUCUAAAGAGACUGAGGUGAGUCUCACACACACGCACACACAAAGCACCCUUUAAAGGUUCGCUCUUUAAGUUGAGAUUUCAGCCAUGUUUGCAUGGGAGUGACUGAAAACAUGCAUGCUUU
Neolamprologus brichardi is the source of this 564-nucleotide messenger RNA. The record is from RefSeq and is a predicted model, not a curated record. Lineage: Eukaryota; Metazoa; Chordata; Actinopteri; Cichliformes; Cichlidae.